UAGAUAAGAAUGAAUGUGAUACUGGUGUGAACAAUUGUUUACAAAGUCAGAACUGUAUCAACACUAUAGGAUCAUUUCAGUGUGUUUGCAAAGAAGGAUACAAAGACUCCAAUUGUAUUGAUAUCAAUGAGUGUUCGAAGGACAAGGGUGGAUGUAGUCACACUUGUGAAAAUACUGUUCCUUUUUAUAACUGCAAAUGUAAUAAUGGUUAUGUUCUGUUCACUGAAAAUGGGACGAUGAAUCGCUUCAUUGCUGAUGGAGAAACUGGACUUAGACAGGGAGAUGUGUAUCACAUUAACCAUACGUGUGUUCCUGUUACCUGUCAGAGACCUAACGAUGUUGCUAAUGGUGUCAUUCACAGCAACAGAUCAGUAUUUUAUUUUGGGGAGACAAUCGACUUCAGCUGUUCAUUAGGCUGGAAACUGAAUGGAACAAGCAGUCUAACCUGUGCUGCUGAUAGAAAUUGGAAUAGUUCUCAACCUGUUUGUGAAGCCAUAUCAUGUCCCAAGUUUGUGAAGACAGGAAAAGAUGUCCAGAAAGUAGAAUACAGAGAAUAG
Gigantopelta aegis is the source of this 557-nucleotide messenger RNA. RefSeq names its product beta-2-glycoprotein 1-like. The record is from RefSeq and is a predicted model, not a curated record. Bases 237 to 557 code for a protein of 106 amino acids. Lineage: Eukaryota; Metazoa; Mollusca; Gastropoda; Neomphalida; Peltospiridae. The transcript has 4 exons.